CCUGCCGUUUGCCUCUUCUUUGGGUUCGUCAUCGUCUUGAACAGAGCCGAGAGCGUCUUUUCACCGUUCCUUCUAGGCUAUGGCCUCAAAUUCUACCCAGGCUACCGCCUCUGGCGACCUGGUCGACCUUGUGUCGUCUUCAGGUUCGGCCACCAUCUAUCCUUCUGACGACGCUAUUCUCGCUGUUCUUCAGGCCCGCUUUCGAGCAGAUCUACCCUACACUAGAGUCGGCGCAUCCAAUUUGGUCGUCGUUAAUCCCUACAAGACGCUCGCCAAUGUCAACGAUAUCAGCGCAAAAGAGUAUGAAGAGCGGUGCUACAAGGACACCACCCUUCCCAUGGUGGACACUCCGAAGCCUCUUCAGCCGCAUUUAUACGACCUUGCAGCAAGGGUAUACCUCGUAAUGAGGCGUAGGAAUGAGUCGCAGGCUCUUUUGUCGAGAGGUAUCACUGGCGCGGGGAAAUCGUCGAGUAUACGUCUCUUCAUCAGCCAGAUACUUCGUCUCUCUAGCCAUUCCAACAAAGAGGCGAAGCUUGCCGACCAGAUCAAAGCCCUCGGAACCAUCCUUGAUUCAUUCGGCAAUGCGAAAACGCUCAUGAGCCCCAAUGCGUCCCGCCACACCCGAUAUCUUGAGCUGCAUUUCAAUGAACGGGGUCGGAUAUCUUCAGCAAAGGUCCUUGCAUUUGGGCUGGACAAGUCGCGCCUCAACCGGCUAACGCAGGAGGAGCGGACAUACCAUAUCUUUUAUCAAUUCCUUGCCGGUGCGACUACCACGGAGAGAGACAAUCUCAACAUAGAAGACCCCUCCGAUUAUGCCCUUCUUGCGUCGUCGGGAACAUAUCGUCUGCCAGCCGGCCCGUUCAGUGAUGAUUCCAUAGCGAUGGGCGAGUUGCGACAAGCCAUGCGGGCUCUUGGUUUCAAGCCCAAGGCGAUGUCCUCCAUUUUCUCCACUCUAAUCGCCAUCCUCCUCCUUGGCAACCUCCAGUUUCAUGAUGGAGAUACCCAUGACUUUGCCGCUUACGUCGCCAACACCCCCGCACUUGAUCAGAUAGCACGUCUCCUCGGUGUCAUGUCUGAAGACCUUAGCCAGACACUUACGACUAAGACAAGUUAUGUUCGUAAGGAGCUUUACACAAGCCUUCUCAAUGCCGAGCAGGCCGCAGUUCAACGGGACCAGUUUGUUCGCGAUCUCUACGCCAUAUUGUUUUCCUUCGUCGUGGAGACCGUCAAUCAUAAACUUGCGCCAUCACAGAAAGAUCCUCUUCCCCAUACCCAGGUUGUUAUCCUCGACCAGCCUGGCUUCCAGACACGUGGUCCCACGGGUACUGGAUCCAUGGCGCUUUCGGGGGUUACGCCACUGAUUUCCGCGUAUGGCCAGAACGGGUUUGAUGAGUUCUGUAUAAAUUUCUCCGACGAGUUGCUCCACUCGUACGUUCAGCGCUAUAUCUUCGAGGACACUGUCGGGUACAAUGGUCAGAUUUCGGGCGAUGGUCUCUCACUACCGUCAAUUUCCACGAUGGACAAUCUGGCCUGCGUGGAGCUCAUGCGGGGACCUCAAACCGGUGAACGGCCCCAGCGAAAGCCGGGUGGCGUGUUGGGCUCUCUGAAUAAGGCGUGUUCCUCGUUCAAGUCGGGCAAGGGUGGGAACCUUCGUAACGAGGAUUUGCUGCAGGACCUUGUAACCAAGUUUGGUGUCCAUGCAUCUUUUGUUGCGAGUCCUGCUGGUGCGACUAGCAAAACUAUGUUCGGCAUUAACCACUAUGCCGGUUCUUGUUCGUAUGAUGUCAUGGACUUCGUUGAGAAAGACACGGACCUUUUGGAUUCCGCUUUUGUUCCUCUAAUGCGCAACUCCGCGGAUGCUUUUGUGGUGAAACUUUUCUCGGGUCCUUCACUGGCCGCCGAGAGGCACAGCAGGGAUGAAAGUAUUGUCGUGCAAGCCCAGGUUUCGUCACUACCCCUUCGGUCUCCCACCCCCAUUAUAUCCUCUAGCUCUCCGACGCAGGAGGAAUUCCCGGAAUUGGACCGCCAGAAGACGUACCCCGUGACGACCCAAAUCAACUUUACCCUCGCCAACCUUUUCGCUACCAUCAGUCAUGCUCGUCUUUGGACAGUCUCUUGCAUACGUCCCAACGACUCUGGCUCUUCGAACUCAUUUGACAAGCGGCGAGUGAAAGCGCAGGUCCGGGCGCUACUUCUACCUGACCUGGCGUCUAGGCGCAGCGUGGAGUACAUCUCGGACUACGAAGUGUCAGAGUUCUGCGAGCGUUAUGUGCCAACGAUGCGGGGGUCGGAGAUGGAGAGGAUAACGCAGUGCGCCCGCGCCAAUGGAUGGAAAGAGGGUGUGGACUAUGCGCUUGGACAUCGCAUGAUCUGGCUUUCGUACUCUGCAUGGAAGAUGGUAGAGGAUCCUCUCCGUGCGUCAGAGAAGGAAACCCGAAAACUUAUGAAAGAAGGAGGCAUGUUAGAUGACGAGGAUGAGAGUGUUGAGCGAGACGAUACCACCGAGUAUACCCACCAGGAAGGGCUGGCCCCUGACGUCGGACAGGAGAGCGCGGAAGAUCUGUUGCUGGCGCGUACCGGUUCCCACGGGACGCAGUAUCGCGAUCCGAACGUUGGGGUGUACGGUCAAGGAGGUUUGCUUACGCCCAAUCUGUCGAACACGCAGAGAGGGUUCGGGCCAGAUCGUGACAACGAGGAUGAGUACUGGGACAAGUCAGGUGGAGCUUCGUCGAAUGGGGCACAGCCUUACAACAAUCCUUCGAAAGAGGCAGACGGGCUUGUGGUUAAGGAAGUGGGGAAUGCCGUCGAAGAAGUGCCUUCGUCUCGCUCACGGCGCGUCUGGCUUGGGAUGGUUUGGACCUGCACCUUCUGGUUGCCAGACUUCCUUUUAAGCUGGAUGGGCCGGAUGAAGCGUCCUGAUAUCCGGCUUGCCUGGCGAGAGAAAGUCACCAUCUUUUUGCUCAUUUUCCUUUUUAACGCCAUCGUCAUCUUCUACAUCGUCGAAUUCGGUCGAUUGCUGUGUCCUAACUAUGACAAGGCAUGGAACACGGUCGAGGUUUCUGAGCACCAGGGCGACAGUGACUGGUGGGUUUCCGUGCAGGGCAAGGUGUACGAUAUGACGAACUUUGUGCAAGGAGAUCAUAGUGAUGUGACUGGCACAGCUAGUAAUGGUGCUGACAGCCUAGAGACCCUGGCCGGUUCCGAUAUGACUUACUACUUCCCGGUUCCUCUCGUCCUUGGUUGUGCGGUUCUCGUUACUGAUGAUACCCUGGCAUUGACCAACAAGAACUUCUCCGAUUCCGUCCCUACUGCCGUUCAUACGUCGGGUGCUUUGACCUCUUACACCUCGAGUAAACUGGCCAACUCUGAUUGGUACAGCGCGACUUUCCUUCCCAAGAUGGAAAAGUACUACAAAGGGCCACUUGUGUAUUCUUGGAGCACGAUAAAAGCGGAUGCAAGCGACACUGAUAUAGCGAAAAUUUGGGCUGUAUGGGACGAUGGUCUGUACGAUCUGACAGAUUAUUUCUAUACGCAGGACACGUAUUCGACGGAUACGUCCUAUGAAUUUUUGGACAGUAGUAUUGAAGACGUCUUCAAACAGCAAGCGGGCCAAGACGUUACGAGUGAACUCGUUUCAGCCCUGGAAGCUUUGAACGAGACUUAUCGCGAUCAGAACAUCAAUUGUCUCAAGAACAACUUUUACGUCGGGGAAACAGAUUUCCGCAAAACGGCUCGAUGCCAAGUGCAAAACUACCUGCUGAUCGUCUUUACUAUUAUUAUCAUGUCUUCUGUGGUGCUGAAAUUCCUUUCUGCAUUGCAGUUCGGCAGUAAACGCAGUCCAGAACUUCAGGAUAAAUUCAUCUUGUGUCAGGUGCCGUGUUACACAGAGGGAGAGGACUCGUUGCGCCGCACGAUUGAUUCCCUUGCUGCUCUUAACUAUGAUGACAAACGCAAGUUGAUCUUCAUCAUUUGUGAUGGUAACAUCUUCGGUAGUGGUAACGAUCGUUCGACACCUCGAAUUGUUCUGGACAUUCUUGGCGUUGACCCAAAGCUCGAUCCUGAGCCUCUAUUGUUCAAAUCCGUUGGUGAAGGUUCCAAGGCGUUGAAUUAUGGGAAAGUCUAUUCUGGUCUGUACGAGUUCGAAGGACACGUCGUUCCUUACAUGGUCGUCGUUAAAGUUGGCAAACCUACGGAGCGCUCGAAGCCUGGUAAUCGUGGUAAACGAGAUAGUCAGAUUCUUCUCAUGCACUAUUUGAACCGCGUCCACUUCGAUGCUGCUAUGUCGCCUUUGGAGCUCGAGAUAUAUCAUCAGAUGCGGAACGUUAUCGGUAUAGACCCGGCAUUUUACGAGUAUAUUUUCACGGUGGAUGCUGAUACGACUGUUACGCCUGAAUCUCUCAACCGGCUAGUGUCGUCGGCCGCUGAUGACUCCAGUAUCAUUGGCAUAUGCGGUGAAACCAAGCUCGAGAACGAAGAUAUGUCUUGGUGGACAAUGAUCCAGGUCUACGAAUACUACCUUUCUCACCAUCUCUCGAAAGCCUUUGAGAGUCUGUUCGGUUCAGUGACCUGUUUGCCGGGUUGUUUCUCAUUAUAUCGGAUUCGGACUGCCGACAAGGGGCGACCCAUCAUCAUCUCUAACCGGAUCAUUGACGAGUACGCAGAGCCCAACGUCGAUACUCUACACAAGAAGAAUCUAUUCUCGCUCGGAGAAGAUCGUUUCUUGACGACGCUGUUGAUGAAACAUUUCCCCACGUUCAAGACCAAGUUUUGUGCAGACGCGAUCGCUCGUACCAUGGCCCCUGAGUCUUGGCGCGUGCUGUUCUCUCAGCGUCGUCGAUGGAUUAACUCCACUGUUCAUAAUUUGUGCGAGUUGAUUCUACUGCCUGAGCUUAUUGGUUUUUGCUGUUUCUCGAUGCGAUUCUUCGUAUUCCUUGAUCUACUGGGAACUUUGAUCUUACCUGCCACUAUGGUUUAUCUGCUGUAUCUGAUUAUCGUUGUAUCGACUGGCUCCUCGGCGUUCCCUGAAAUCGCCAUCAUCAUGUUGGCAGUUACGUAUGGCUUGCAGGCUUUGGUCUUCAUCCUCAAACGGGAGUUCAUGCUCGUCGGCUGGAUGGUUGUUUACAUUCUUUCGUAUCCGGUUUAUAGUUUCUUCUUGCCGGUGUAUUCCUUCUGGUGCAUGGACGAAUUCGGUUGGGGUAACACUCGUCUCGUCAUUGGUGAAGGCAAGGAAAAGAAGGUCAUCAUCAACGAGGAUGAGAAAUUCGACGAGUCUAUGAUACCCUUGAAGAAGUUCAGCGAAUAUGAAGCUGAGGCUUGGGAAACUGGUUCACGUCAUUCCGACGCUACGGGACACAGUAGUAAGCCCCGCUCUCGUCCCAAUGGCUCAAGGGAAGAAUCGCCGCACACGUACCACCAGGCUUCUCAAGCUGGUGAUUACUACCGUGAUACGAAUUUGACGCUCAACAACUCGUCCAAUCCCAACCUACGACUUGGCAGUCAACCCUCCAUUAGCAACUUGUCGCAUCGUGCAGCUCAGCAGGCGCCAUACGGCUCAUCCAUGGGACCUUUCGCUGGUGGACCCGGAUCUGUGCAUGGCUCUGAGUAUGGAAUGAACAUGCCGCAAAUGGCCCAGAUGGGGUAUGUGAAUACGGCUGGUAGCAUGCCUUAUCAGCAUACUGCAGGCAGUAUGGGCAUGGGCAUGCCUCAGAUGGGAUAUCAGAACACCGGAAGCAUGUACGGUAUGAUGCCGCCCGGUAUGGCUCAACCAAACCCGAUGAUGCCUAUGAACACACUUGGUGGCAGUUUAGGAGGCGGAUCGCAGUCAGGACAUUCGGGCGGAUUUGGGCCACCAACGCUGCCUUUCGGAGGCGGCGACCAGCGGCCGAUAUCGACGUACUCAUUGGCCACGACCGUUAAUCCUUUCGCAGGUCCUAACAACAACCCUAACCCUUCGGAUGAAGAGUUGGCUGCGGCUCUGCGGAACUAUCUUAGUACACAAGAUCUGAUGACCGUAUCCAAGAAAACUGCCCGUGAAGCCAUGGCCGCGCGCUUCCCUAUGGCGGACCUCGGAUCCCGUAAGGAUUUCCUCAACAAAUCCAUCGACGAAAUUUUGUCGGAUUCGUAAACGCUCAUUUACAUUAUGACCCUUUUAUUCCGCAUAUAACCGGACUUCCUGGCAACGUCUCUCACGACUUUUUCUUUCUUUCGAAUUGCUUUGCAUUGCAGUGGUUGAACAUGUUUUGGCUCGUGUAAUACUUAAUGGACCUUCACAUGGACUUCUAUAUAUAUCUUUACCCUAGUCGUCAUUUUUUGAUUUCAAUCACAUAAUGGGACGAAACAUCAUGAUUUCUGUGUC
This is a messenger RNA of Guyanagaster necrorhizus, 6355 nucleotides long. RefSeq names its product glycosyltransferase family 2 protein. Gene Ontology annotation, cellular component: cell septum; myosin complex; cell periphery. The record is from RefSeq and is a predicted model, not a curated record. Bases 80 to 6124 code for a protein of 2014 amino acids. The transcript is spliced from 12 exons. Gene Ontology annotation, biological process: chitin biosynthetic process; fungal-type cell wall organization. Gene Ontology annotation, molecular function: chitin synthase activity; ATP binding; cytoskeletal motor activity. NCBI's taxonomy places the organism in Eukaryota, Fungi, Basidiomycota, Agaricomycetes, Agaricales, Physalacriaceae.